CUCCCCCCUCCUUUGGUGCAUGACUCUUCUUGCUCCUCAUCGUUGCUGUCUUGCUUGUUGCUCUCUUCUUGCUCUUGUCGUCGUUCUCUUCCUCUUCUCCUCCUCCCCUCAUCAUCUGGUUGAGACGCGUCGCUCGGCUCAAACCUCAUUCUCUUCAUCUUCAGUCCCUCUCUACUUAUUAACUACUCUGUACUCUGUACUCCGACCUCCUCCUCCUCCUCUUCUCUUGGUUUCUCUCCUCUCCUGUUCAGUUCAUCUGUUCACUUUACUUUCAUCCCACCCUUCGACCCGAGCUCAUAACGCACGCAACUCAACUCAACCCAACUCCUCCUCCUCCUCCUCCCUCCCGCCGCACCAUGUUCGCCCUCGGUGCCCUCUUCACCGCGGCCCUCGCGUCCUUCGCACUCGCCAAGCCAAACCCCGCAUCGGCCCCCGUCUCCCCUCGCGUCCUCGUCUUCACAAAGACCGAAGGAUUCCGUCACGACUCGAUCCCAGUCGCCAUCGACCAGCUCCGCAAGUAUGGCCCCGAGUACAACCUCAUGUUUGACUUCUCCGAAGAUGCUGCCAUCUUCUCUGAUGCCAACAUGACCGCCUACGAUGGCGUCCUCUUCGUCUCCACCUCUGAAACCAUCCUCAACCCCGAUCAGCAGGGUGUCUUCACCAAGUGGCUUCAGUCGGGCGGUGUCUACUCUGGUGUCCACCUUGCUUGUGGCACUCAGCAGAACAUGACCGCCUACAAGGCCGCCGUUGGUGCCCUCUUCGAGUACCACCCCGAGCAGCAGAAUGCCACCUUUUCGCCCCUCACCAAGGACCACCCUGCCACUGCCGACAUGCCUGACCAGUGGACUUACUCGGAGGAGGUCUACUUCUUCCAGUCCGACCCCCGCGAGAUGGGCGCAACUGUCCUCGUCACCGUUGACAAGACCAAGCUCUACAACCCUACCGAGAACCCUGAUGAGCCUCCCAAGUCUGGUACCCCCCACCCCAUUGCUUGGUACAUCGAGAAGCCCCAGUACAACUACACUGUUGAAGGCGCUCCUAAGCACGGCCGCUCAUUCUACACUUCGCUGGGCCACUCCAAUGAGACCUGGAUGACUGACACCUUCAUGUUCCACCUCCUCGGCGGAGUGACUUGGGCGCUCGACGGUGCCUCGACCCGCGCCUAUCAGGUCGGUAUCAUCGGCAACAACACGACCCCCCCUCCCCCUCCCCCUCCCACGCCCAAGGAGGACAACUCCACCGACACUGGCGCCGGCUACAUCAAGAGCGCUGCCUCGCCCUCCUACAUGGCUGGUGGCCUCGUCGCCGGGACGCUUGCGCUCGCGACUGCCCUUCUCCUGUACGACACGUGACGUGGAAAACGCACACCGGACAUUUUCGCGGGUCGUACCGGUGCGCUUCACUCCCUGCUGCAUUGCGCUGGUACGCUCCGUUUCGAGCCUUAUAUAUUUAUAUCCCGCGGGUACGCUCUGCGUUGCCCGCCGAUAACUGUAUGAAUAGGGGGUAAUGAUGAAAUGAUAAGAUAAGACACAGG
This is a messenger RNA of Cutaneotrichosporon oleaginosum, 1534 nucleotides long. RefSeq lists its product as uncharacterized. The record is from RefSeq and is a predicted model, not a curated record. Lineage: Eukaryota; Fungi; Basidiomycota; Tremellomycetes; Trichosporonales; Trichosporonaceae.